AUGUACAUACACAGAAAUACACACGCACAGACACAUGUACAUACAUACACAUACACAUGUACACACACAGACAUGUACAUACACACACAGAGACACGUACACACACACACAUACAGACACACACAGAUACAUGUACAUACACAGAAAUACACACGCACAGACACAUGUACAUAAAUACACAGACACAUGUACAUACAUACUCACACACACACACAUGUACAUGCACACACACCCCCUAUAAAAAGUUGCAGUACUUCAUUUGUUGUUCACUCACAGAUCUGGGUACUGCACUCUAGGGGGAGGCAGAGAGCACAGCACACUCUUUUCUUUGCUUUCCCUGCGCUCAGCUAUUGAGCAGUCUGACGGCUCCCAGUGCCAAUGACAGAUCCGGUCUGAGCUCCGAGCCUGCUCAGCAAGACGGCCCUGGGGGACACACUCGCCCCCACCAUAAGUUCUACUCGCCAUUGGCAAGCAGGCGAGUGGAAAUUUCAAGGCCUGCAUUAGAGUACUAAUGAAA
Staurois parvus is the source of this 517-nucleotide messenger RNA. NCBI's taxonomy places the organism in Eukaryota, Metazoa, Chordata, Amphibia, Anura, Ranidae. The record is from the annotation of a GenBank genome assembly.